Molecule: messenger RNA, 222 nt
Organism: Hypoxylon fragiforme
Lineage: Eukaryota; Fungi; Ascomycota; Sordariomycetes; Xylariales; Hypoxylaceae
Exons: 2
Coding region: 1-222 (73 amino acids)
Source: RefSeq, a predicted model, not a curated record
AUGGCCCUCAUCUUCGAGGCCAUCAGCCUAGCCGUAUCGCUCAUGACAAUGGUCCUGAUGCUGUACAGCUACCGCCAGCACAGCUUUCCGAUCCUGCGUCCCCGGUGUCUCGGCCUCCCGAUGGAACAGCUCCCGGACGUUGAGCGCGGGCUGUCGACGCCUAGGAAAACGUACGCCUACAGCACGCCGCCUGACACCCCGGAGCUUGAAUUGGAUGCCUAG